AUGGAGAAAAGCCCUUCAAACCCUUUUCUGUGUUUGCUCUUUUUCUUUCUUUCUUUAAAGAUUUUGUUCAUAAAAGUAUUGGCAGCCCAGAAGACAACAGUAAUUCCAGUGAGUGUAGGUGUUGUUCUUGACUUGGAAUUUUUGGAUGGAGAUGUUGGUUUGAGUUGCAUCAACAUGUCACUUUCCGACUUCUACGCCACUCAUGGUGACUACAAAACCAGACUGGUCCUCACCACGAGGGACUCCAAGAAGGAUGUUGUUGGUGCAGCUGCAGCAGCCCUGGACCUGAUAAAAAAUGUUGAAGUGCAAGCAAUCAUAGGGCCAACAACAUCAAUGCAAGCCAGUUUUGUUAUUGAUCUUGGAGAAAAAGCUCAGGUGCCCAUCAUAUCUUUUUCUGCAUCAAGUCUUUCUCUAACUUCCAACAGGAGUCCCUACUUCUUUCGAGCAACACAAAAUGACUCAACUCAAGUGAAUGCCAUAAGUGCAUUAGUUCAAACCUUUGGAUUCAGAGAAGCAGUACCCAUCUACAUCGAUGAUGAUUACGGAGAGGGAGUCAUACCUUAUUUAACUGAUGCUUUGCAAGCAGUUGAUGCUCGUGUCCGGUACUGGAGUGUCAUUUCUCCAUCAGCCACUGAUGAUCAAAUUGUUGAAGAGCUUUACAAGCUGAUGACAAUGCAAACUAGAGUUUUCAUUGUGCACAUGUUUCCAUCUCUUGGUGCUCGGCUUUUUGCCAAAGCAAAAGAGAUAGGAAUGAUGAGUGAAGGCUAUGUUUGGAUCAUGACUGAUGGUCUAACAGAUGACUUCUUGAGUUCGCCAAAUCCUUCCGUCACUGAUACAAUCCAAGAUCGGUGGAAAAGGAAAUUCCAACAAGAUAAUCCAGAUAUUGUUGAUACUGAUUUGAACAUUUUUGGAUUAUGGGCCUAUGAUGCAGCAACGGCAUUGGCCUUGGCAGUUGAGAAAGCUGGUAAUACAAAUUCUGGCUUCGAAAAGGCAAAUGGUUCUAGCAAUUCAUCAACAGAUCUUGCAACUCUUGGGGUGUCUUUAAAUGGUCCAAACCUUCUUCAAGCUUUAUCAAACACUGCUUUCAAAGGCCUUACCGGAGAUUACCUUUUUGUUAAUGGGCAGUUACAGGCAUCAGCGUUCCAGAUAAUAAAUGUGAACGGAAAUGGGGGAAGAGAGAUUGGAUUCUGGACACCAACCGAAGGAAUUGUCAAAACACUAAACACAACAAAAAAUAUGACUGCAUCCUCAACAUCGAAUUCCGGUCUUUCAGCUGUAAUAUGGCCGGGUGAUACAACUUCUGUUCCCAAGGGUUGGGAGAUUCCAACAAGAGGGAAGAAGUUGAGGAUAGGAGUGCCCGUCAAGGAUGGUUUCAGUGAGUUUGUCAAAGUGACAACAGAUCCUAUUUCUAACACUUCAAAAGUCACCGGAUACUGCAUAGAUGUUUUUGAUGCUGUAGUCAAAGCAUUGCCUUAUGCUUUGCCUUAUGAGUACAUCCCCUUUGCCAAGCCUGACGGCGAGCCUGCUGGAACUUACAAUGACCUCAUAUAUCAAGUGUAUUUGAAGAAUUUUGAUGCUGCAGUGGGAGAUACAACUAUUAUUUUCAACCGAUCCCUAUAUGUUGAUUUUACUUUGCCUUAUACUGAAAGUGGUGUCUCCAUGAUCGUCCCUAUUGUCGACAACAAUAGCAAAAAUGCAUGGGUUUUCUUGAGGCCUCUGACAUGGGAUCUCUGGGUGACAAGUUUUUGUUUCUUUAUUUUCAUCGCAUUUGUGAUCUGGGUUCUUGAACAUAGAAUCAACGAAGAGUUUCGAGGGCCUGCCUCACAUCAAGCUGGCACUAGCUUCUGGUUUUCCUUCUCGACAAUGGUUUUUUCACAGAGGGAGAAAGUGGUUAACAACUUGUCUAGAACCGUGGUAAUCAUAUGGUGUUUUGUUGUGCUGAUCCUCACGCAGAGUUACACUGCCAGUUUAACUAGCCUACUCACAGUCCAGCAGCUUCAGCCUGCAGUUAAUGAUGUCAAUGAGCUCAUUAAGAAGGGGGAGUUUGUAGGCUACCAGGAGGGUUCUUUUGUUCAAGGAAUCCUGCUAGGCUUAGGCUUCGACAAGUCCAAGCUCAUUGUGUAUAGUUCUACAGAAGAAUGCGAUGAUCUUCUAUCCAAAGGAAGUGGAAAUGGUGGUAUUGCUGCUGCUUUUGAUGAAGUUCCAUACAUGAAGCUCUUCCUGUCAAAGUAUUGCUCUAAAUAUACCAUAAUUGGUCCUACAUUUAAAACCGACGGUUUUGGCUUUGCCUUCCCUAAAGGUUCUCCUCUAGUACCUGAUGUAUCAAGGGCAGUUCUAAACAUGACCGAGGGAGAUAAAAUGAAGGAAAUAGAGAAUGCCUGCAUCACUGUUAGCUCUUAUUAUAUUCAUGGUCAUGUUUGUUUACCAGGAAAGGAACGUGUUGAGUUCCUCUACUUACAAAGUUUCCGUAAAGAAAGUGACAUUAGUCUGCCUUGUGUGGCAAGCCCAUCAGCCUAUUCAGUUAGCACUUAUUUCCCUGGAGAUGAAGAUCAAUCCUCUAGCGAGUACGGUGAUUCCACCCUAGACAGGCAAGCAUCUCACAAGGUAAUAAUGAAUAUUGAUCAGCUUACCAACCCAAAUCAAGAAAGGCUAGCAGCUUUAGAAAUAGACCAUGAAACUUACAAGCCAGUAGAUAUAGUUGCAGCAUUGUAG
Dovyalis caffra is the source of this 2712-nucleotide messenger RNA. The record is from the annotation of a GenBank genome assembly. NCBI's taxonomy places the organism in Eukaryota, Viridiplantae, Streptophyta, Magnoliopsida, Malpighiales, Salicaceae.